Molecule: messenger RNA, 6097 nt
Organism: Folsomia candida
Lineage: Eukaryota; Metazoa; Arthropoda; Collembola; Entomobryomorpha; Isotomidae
Product: arginase, hepatic
Exons: 9
Coding region: 4599-5879 (426 amino acids)
Cellular component (GO): cytoplasm; nucleus; cytosol
Molecular function (GO): manganese ion binding; arginase activity
Source: RefSeq, a predicted model, not a curated record
AGCUUGAAAUUUGAAACUUUUCAAGUUCGCACAGCGGUUUUCAAGCAGAGCUCCAACCUGGGGAAUCGUGUAAUCACGAAUCAGCGUGACGGAAAUAUCUUCCAUGAAGUUAGAGAAUUUUUCGAAAAAUGUAAACAUUGUGGUUGCCAUGGAAUUUUCAUCGUCACACGUGGUUAUCUCAAAUCUUCGUGUCAAUUUUGGAUUCAAGCAGGGUAGCAAAUCUUCAUACUGGGGUAACAUCCUGGAACAAGAGGGGCACGAUGAGCACCAGGGAAACACAAAGGCGAGGAGUUAGCAUGGAUAAGAUGAUAUCAUUCCAGAAUGGAGAUACCAGCCGGCAGGUUUUCAAAGGAAUGUGUCUGUAGGUCAGUAUUUUUUCGAGAAUCUGAAAUAACAAGGUGGAAAUUAAUAUGGAUAUUUGGUGUUAAAAUUGGACAUAUUUACGUAAGGGUUAUUCAGUGCCAGUUCCGUCGCGGAGUGUGGAAGGACCUCGUUCAAAUCGUGUUUAAGAGUUUCCAUUUUUCCGGCCUGCAUCAGGAAAUAAAAUAAAAUAAAUCAAAUUCUAAACCUGUCAGAGUUUAGAUUCGCAUAGAGUUUAAUUUUCAGAAAUAUAAAAUUUUAAUGAAAAUUUCAAUGAAUUUGCGACAAUAUUUGUGACAAGUAAUGUAUUUUAUGUUAAAAUUAAAAUACUUUACUUUAUAGGGAUGUACACGUCUUUGCAGAAUAUAGCUGUUAUCCGUUUUACAUUCACUGAAAACGUUAUCUUAAAUAAUUUCUAAUUAUAACUGGAAAUAAUUCAAAAAUUUCACGUUAAAUGGUGGAAUUAUAUAUUUAAUUAUAUUGAAAAUUAAAUCUACGAAAUAUCACAUAAACUGAAAUUAAAGUGGUUUUCUUCAGUGGUAGGAAAACACUUGAGUACGUCAUUUACCAGAUGUUUAUGAAUACUCCAAUCCUUUCAGUAUUAUUCCACCGGCAGACACUCGCUGAGGCAUUCGGCAGUCGUCGUUUUUUGUGGGAUCAAAUAUUCGCAUACGAUCGAAUGAAUUGAACAUUUGCUGUAUUGAAAUGAGGAUUCAUUUAUAUACAAACUUGAGCACAGAUAAACAAAGGUACUCGACUUCUCAUGAUGAGACAAAGCCAUGGAAGCAGGCACAGCGAUAGAAUUCUACCAUACUAACGGAUAAAGUUAAAAUAAACUAUGAAAAAACUAGGCGGUUUUGUGGUGCCCGUGGCACCACGAUGUGGCCUACGAUGUGAGCUUGAACAGCCAGAGCCACGGCCCGACUCUGGCUCUGUCCGACGAUCUGGCUGCCGAUCGGGCCGACAAUCCGGCUGCCGGUCGGACCGACGAUCGGGCCGACGAUCGGGCGGACGAUCUGGCUGCCGGUCGGGCCGACGAUCUGGCUGCCUGUCGGGCCGACGAUCUGGCUGCCGGUCGGGCCGACGAUCUGGCUGCCGGUCGCGCCGACGACCUGGCAUACGAAGUGAGCUUGCGCAGCCAGAGCCACGGCCAGACUCUGGCCCUGCCCGACGAUCGGGCCGACGAUCUGGCCGAUAAGAUGAGCUUGCGCAGCCAGAGCCACGGCCAGACUCCCUGGCUCUUACUCUGCUCAGUAAUACAUUGUGAGAUAGGCUGAAAUAAUACAUAGAAGGGAUGCGUUACAGACAGACAGACAGAAUUGGGUAAAUAUAUAAGUUAAUAAUUCUUUUCUUUGCAUACGGGAAAGCUAUUGUAAUGCUUCACUAGUUUUAUGUCGCAUAGUAUGGUGACCGGACAAGAUGGUAUGGAAAUAAUGAUAGCGGACAAAAUGAAAAAUAUGAAGCAAAAUUAGAAAAACUUAGGUUAGUGAGUCAUCCAUACUAAUUUUUCAAACACCUCAAAUUGAGGUGUAAAUGGAUGGGAAAUUACUUCGAGACAACAUAAUUAAAGUCAAAUUUAAGAAAAUUUUUCAAUUGCUAUGACCCAACAGAGUUACCUACACCGAGUACUAAAAGGGCAUCGGGCACAGUGCACCCGUCCCACUGCACCCGGAAUGAAAGCACCCGUCCCACUGCACCCGGAAUGAGUGCGCCAGCCCCACUGCACCCCUUCCACUGCACCUGGACUGACCCCACCCGUCCCAACGCACCCAGGCUGACCGCACCCAUCAUAACUAAAACAUAACAAAAUUCCAUACAAAUCUUACUAUGUAAAUAUGUAUUGCUAAUCACUGGAGCUGCUUAUAACUGUGGAAGUUUCUCCAAGUUCAGAAUGCAGAGUGGACAAGGACAAAAACUAAAUCACUUUACUAAAACUUAUUGCAUUUAUUCCCCCCGGCCCCAACCAAUCACAAUGAUCGUUAUUAUGGCCAAUUUAAACCUUUAGGUUACAAGAGGAGCCGAUAUUAUGUAUUGACAAUUUUGUUAUGAGUGGUACACUAAUUGUCAUUGUACUACUGCUUCUUUUCGAAAUGUAGAAUUAUAUUUAGUCACUUAUGGCCAAAAGCUUCGUGUCGCGUUUCUUGCGGACUUAUAUACUGCAUUUCUUCUACUGCAAAGUAAGAUACACAAGAAAUAGAACGCCAUUUAGCGACUUGAUGUAUUAACUAUACCGGCAGGAAAAGUUUCCAGAAAGGGCCGGAAUAUAAAGUCGCCGAGUUGUUUAAAAACAAUACCAUUGUUUUUUAAUUAGUUUAUGCAAAUGUUAUUGAAAUUAUUAAACAUACAAACAAAUGAUGGAGUGUUUUAAAUUUAAAAAAUUACAAUUUAUCUUUAACUUCCUGGUCGACCUGCUCUCCUGGCGACAAAGAAAGUGGAAAGUCGGUGGAGAAAACAUUUUUUGAGAGUCCCAACACCUCCGUGAGGGCUGUGGCGUCAAAAAUGAAGAUAAGUCGCUCAUAUCUUCACCAAAUUAAAACUAAGACGUUGUGCGUCAAGACCUACAAAGCCAAAACUGCACCAAAAUAUAACGAAGGUCAGAAAAAACGGGCCAAAACCGCCUGCCGAAGAAUUUAUGAAAAAUUCUUGAAGCAGGGUCCACCGAAGUUACUCGUCACGGACGAUGAAAUCUACUGCACCGUUGACCCCGAAAGUGUCCACUGUGUCAAGUUCUACUCCUGCAGAGAUAAAAAAAUAUUCUGCACGAACAUAAAUUCAAGGGAAAAGAAAAUUUCAUAAGAAGUAUAUGAUCUGGCUAGAAAUCGACGAAAACGGGGACGUGUCAAAACCACCAAUUAUUUCCAAGAUUUUGAACUCGCAACUUUAUCUGAAAGAGUGCAUCAAGAAGAGGCUGAUCCCAUUCAUCAAAAACAAAACUGUUUUCUUUUGGCCGGACAUGGCAACGUCUCAUUAUGCCCAAAUUGUGACCAACUUUCUCCAUGAGAAGAAAGUCGAUUUUGUCGAAAAAAAGGAUAACGCUCCUAACGUACCUCAAUCUCGCCCGAUCGAGCGGUUUUGGACAUUACUCAAGAGAGAAUACGCGAAAAGAAGUAAUCCACCGAAAAGUUUGAGAGGUUUUCAACAGGUCAUCGGAAAUUUGAUUAAGAAAGUUGCAAAAAAUCAUGGCAAGACCCUAAUGAAGAGCGUCCGCUCUAAACUUCGAAAAAUCGGAAGAGAAGGAGUAUAUGGGCCGCUCAAGGAUUAAAUUACGUCAUGAAACAGGGUGAGUCUUUGUUUCCCGAGCAGGCCUUAUGUUGUUGGUAUAUCUGAGUUAUAAAAAGGUGCAUGGGAUCAAGGCCUGAAGUAGAGGUGGGCAAGUGCUCCCGGGGGGCCGAAAGGACGCCACAACUUACACAAGCAGAUAUAAUAAUAAAUACCUAGAUAUACAUAAUCUAGUAUUAUUCAUUUCUGACACUAUAAAAUUUAUUUUCUAAAUGGUAAGAAACUACUCAAAUUUUGUUUAAUUUGCUCAACCAGUAUAGGAGGGAUUACAUAUGAAAUUUUUAUUUGUUGUUUCGAUUUAUUUAAGUCAAUCAAAUGAAUUUCCGUUAAGAUUUUCUUAUAUUAAAGACCCAGAGUAUUGCGUAACACUUUAAAACACCUUAACGUGAGGAAUAUAAAUAUUUAAAUUAAAAAUACAAUAACAGUAGUAACAUUUAUCCUUGAAAACACUAAUUGAAUACAAGUAUUAUUAACUUAUAUAGUUACCCAGUUCUCUCCGUCUGUCGGAAUGCAUCCCUUUAAUGCUUUAUUUUACAUUGCAGGGAUAGCAAAGAGGGGCAUUCACGUACCAGGUCGCAUACUCGCAUGCAGUUUGUAUGCGUCCUGUGUCUGCAGUAUUUGCUGCCCAUGGCCAGAUCGUCGGCCAGACGCUGUCACAAUGGUUAUGGUUUAAUUGGAUCACACGUCUCACGCAUGUCUGCAAUCCAACAUGUAUUACUCUCAUCAUUCUUAUGGCCAACCGUUUUGCGGAGUAAGCCGACAGUUGCGUCAUUAAUCCGAUUAUUUGCAGCACUUGUCCUCAAUUUUGCAGACGUUGGCAACUUGAACAUGUGAAAAUAAAUCUCAUUCCACGUCAUAAAUAUUUCCAUGGAUAUGUAUUCCCUCUUCCUCCCUCACUUGACAAAACCUGUAACUUGAAAGAAGUUGGGAAGGAUAAACUUAAAAUAAAUAUAAGAACGAUGAACGUAACGCUUUUUGAAAUUUUUGCAAUCUCCUUGGUCCUCCUCGUUCCCGAGAGUUUAAGCGACAGCUUAUAUUUGAGCCAUAGGCGAUGCAGCCCUCUUGGUACGUCUGUCGUGACAAGUCGACCUGACGGAUCGUCAGACUCUUGCACUUGUCAUCCCCCUCCACCUCCGACAACAACGAUCCACCCACCAGCCCAUAAAUGGGGGCGGCGACAUCGACCCCCUAAGGCAACGUGGAAGUGUACCACGAUUCUGGCCCCCACCAUGAAAGCAGCGCCCACCGCCACCACCAAUGGUUUUGAAAAUUCCUUGGUGCUUGUUAAGGAGGCGAAGGUAAAAUUGAGAAGAAUUGGUGUACAGGGAGCCCCGAUACAAAAAGGACAGCCCAAAUUGGGGGUUGAGAAUGGGCCCAUGCUAAUCCGCAGUUCUGGUAUCGUUGAAUUCCUUCAAGAUGUAGGGCACGAUAUUCUCGACUAUGGAAACAUCCACUUGGGCGAAGUUUUCAAUGCGGCGUCAGUCGGGGGGAAUGUCAGCAUUCACGAUCCCGCCGACGUGGGAGAAGCGACGCAUCAUAUAUACAACAACACCAAGCAAAUCCUUGAAGAGCACCGUUUCCCCCUAACAUUCGGGGGAGAUCACGCACUGGCUAUCGGCACGUUGAGCGCCAUGUCGGAAUACUACCCAGACCUGGCCGUGAUCUAUAUUGACGCACACGCAGACAUUAACACGGUUGACACUUCCCCCAGCGGAAAUAUGCACGGGAUGCCGCUAUCCUUCGUGAUCAACGACUUGUACGGAAGUAAUUCCAAUUUGACCGAUUAUUUCUCCUGGGUCGCGGCUAGAAUACCCGCCAAUAAUGUGGCUCAAAUCGCCUUGCGCGACGUCGACCCUGGGGAAACUGCGAUUAUUGAUAAGUUAGGAAUGGCUUCUUUUACGAUGCGUGACAUUGACCGGUACGGAAUUCGGAGGGUGGUCGAUCUCGCGCUUGACAGGAUUAAGGGGAAGACGAGGCCACUAUACGUUUCGAUGGAUAUUGACUCGUUGGACGAUAUGGAAAUUGGGAGCACGACCGGAACCCCAGUUCCGGGGGGUCUGACGUUAAGGGAGGUUCUAACAAUGAUUGAAGACCUGUACCGAUCUGCCAACAUUGUCGGUUUUGAACUGGCCGAAGUUAACCCCGCCCUUGGAAGUGAGGUGGCAGGGAGAAGAGUUGCAGAAAUUAGCAGGCACAUUUUAUCCUGUGUUUUUGGCUCGUGUUAUGGACGCCGGGUAUAAUUGGGAGCGAAAUGUGUCUAUUAGUUUUAGCUAUUUUUGGAUUACAGGAACAAACAAAUUAAUUUACAAAUUUGGGAACAGGGGAUUAAUGUAAUAUUUUCUGUGUGUGGAUUUAUCCUACUUAAAUAACAAAUUUUAUGUAAUCUUCAAAUUUAAUCUUCAAGUAAUUCUUCUGUACAAUCUUAUGGUUUAAAUAUCAACCAUUAUUUUGUCAAUGU